This is a messenger RNA of Periophthalmus magnuspinnatus, 1265 nucleotides long. RefSeq names its product SH3 domain binding glutamate-rich protein (gene sh3bgr). The record is from RefSeq and is a predicted model, not a curated record. Lineage: Eukaryota; Metazoa; Chordata; Actinopteri; Gobiiformes; Gobiidae. The transcript has 8 exons. Gene Ontology annotation, cellular component: cytoplasm. Bases 258 to 821 code for a protein of 187 amino acids.
ACUGGGCUGUCUCAGCUCUGGUUGUGCUCUAAUAAUAGACGAGGCCGCCUGCUCCUUUAAGAUCCCACUUGUUGCUCACAGUCUACGAAGCAAGCGCAACAAAAUGGUUAUCAAAGUAUUUCUCGCCACUUCAUCGGGAUCCACAGCGAUCAAGAAAAAGCAGCAGGAUGUGGUGGGCUUCUUGGAGGCUCUCCAUGUGGACUACACUCCUCUGGACAUCGCCUGUAAUGAGCAGAACCGCAUGUGGAUGAGGCAGAAUGUCCCAGAAGAGAAGAAACCCACCAAUGGCAUCCCUCUACCCCCUCAGAUCUUCAAUGAUGACAGCUACUGUGGAGAUUACGAGACAUUCUUCGAUGCCAAAGAGGACAACACAGUGUAUGCCUUCCUGGGGCUCCCACCUCCUCCUGGAUCAAAGGAGGUGCCAGUGGAGGAGCGCAAUGGAAAAGCCCACGGACAGGAGGAGCAGGCAGAGGAUGGAGAGGCUGAGGAGGAGGAGGCAGCAGAAGGAGAUGAAGAAAAGGUUGCAGAGGAAACAGAGGAACCGACAGAGGAGGUCACAGAGGACACACAAGCUGCAGCAGAUGAGGAGGAGGGACAGGAGGAAGAUGAGCUGCAAGAGCUUGAGGAGGAAGUGGCUGAGUAGUUCUGACCAGAAGGUGAAUGGGAUCUUGACUUACUACUGCCAAGGAUCUGGUCACACCCCCCAAGCCCACUUACCCGACUGCCCAUCCCUUUCCUGUUUGCUGGACCCACUGGCUACAGCUGAUCAGGAGAUGUGCGAAUGUCCAUUUGUGCCACUUUCGACUGCACUGUUGACUUAACUUUUAUAUUUUCUGUGAACAUGCUGUAUGUGCAGACUGGUGGCGUUGUCAUUUAGUAUUUUUUAAUGUGCAUUAUUUUUUCAAAACACUGUCACAUCUUUAACACAUUAUCUGAUUUAUAUGGCAACCCUGAACUAUAUGCCUUAAAUGGUCAUCACUUCUCCAGCUAAAUUAAACUAUUAUUAAGAUUAACAGGCUCCACAUAACACAAGUUCUAUUGUGUACAAAUGCCUUUCAGAACUAGACAAUAAUGACAAACAACACUUACACAGACGCUUCUCUUUUGUUUUGAUGUUUACUUUUAAGUUGUGUAACAUUAUAGUACAACUACACCACUUGUAAAAUGCUGCCAAUAACACUAGAAAAUGAAUGCACUUUUUACAUUGAGAAACAUGAUUACUAAUUUGAUGGGAUCAUUGAAAUAAAGUAGACUGGUAACAAGAA